CACGCCUCUCACCCCCAGGAUCGCCAAUCCGGCGUCAGUCCUCCUACUCGCCCCUUCCCGCAGACCGAGUCCUCCGGCACACGUGGGGUGGCAGCGAGGAGAACAGUCCCCAAGCUCCCGAGGGUAGAAAAGCACGUCGUCGAAGCGGACGAGAGAUAUACAGGACGGCGUCUCUAAGGUUCAGGAGGGCUGACGGCCCGGGCAGCGAAGAAGAGGAGAUGGGCGUCUAUCCGCCUACCGGGAAGCCGAGAGGCCUCUUCACCAUAGACUCGAUACUUAACAGGCCUAGUCAACAACAGCAGCCGCAGCUGAGGCAGAACCCGAUACAUUUCGGGCACCUGGCAGCAGCAGCCGCCGCCGCUGCCAACGUUUUCCCACCUACUCCUGAUUUCCUAGGCUUAUAUCCCGGACUUUAUCCCGGAUACAUGGGUGCGGUGGCGAUGGCGGUGGGCCAGCAAGCACCCCCGCCGAAGAGGAAGAGGAGGCACAGGACGAUAUUCACCGAGGAGCAGUUGGAACAGCUCGAGGCCACAUUCGACAAAACACACUAUCCUGACGUUGUCCUCAGGGAGCAGCUGGCUCUCAAAGUCGAUCUCAAAGAGGAACGAGUAGAGGUUUGGUUCAAAAACAGAAGAGCGAAGUGGCGGAAACAGAAGAGGGAGGAGCAAGAACGGCUGAGGAAGCUGCAGGAGGACGCGGUCGGCCUCGCGAGGAGCCUGCCCGUCGACGUCUCCCAGAGGCUCCACCAGUCCGAUUCCGACGAAGAUCUCGAAGUAGCCUAAGAUCCCAAAAUUAAAUAUGUAUGAAAAUUAUUACGAAUUAUAUUGUAAAUAAUAAGUAUUUAUUGGGGAAGAGAAUCCACUGGAUGAGAAAGAGGAAUAAAGCGAGAGAGGAGAAUCUCUAAAUAUUAAAUUCCGGUUUUAGUCGAUUUUGUAUAGUACAUUAUUAUUCAAUUUCUGGUCAAUGAAAUUUUUGCCCGUGGACGGUUUUGUUCAAUGGUCAAUACAAUUUUCUCAACUCCUAAGUAGAAAUUUGUGCAAUAUUAUUGUUAUAGUCUUUUUAGUGAGUACGAUUUAAUUAAACAUCUAUGU
Messenger RNA from Cimex lectularius (bed bug), 1091 nucleotides. RefSeq names its product homeobox protein goosecoid-like. Bases 219 to 782 code for a protein of 187 amino acids. NCBI's taxonomy places the organism in Eukaryota, Metazoa, Arthropoda, Insecta, Hemiptera, Cimicidae. The transcript is spliced from 3 exons. Gene Ontology annotation, molecular function: RNA polymerase II transcription regulatory region sequence-specific DNA binding; DNA-binding transcription factor activity, RNA polymerase II-specific. Gene Ontology annotation, biological process: regulation of transcription by RNA polymerase II. The record is from RefSeq and is a predicted model, not a curated record.